CGAGUCGUCCUUCUGUACAUGCUAUAUUGUACAUAAAUUUGUCAAUAUUCAUUCUGCAGCUGUAGUGUGAGAAAAGAGACACUCUAAUACACAUUAUCAUUGUAAUUUACAUAAUGUAUCUGAUUAAGAUUUCUUUCACAAAUAUUUGCAUUUGAAAGAUUGCAAGGUUUAACGCUAGUUUUAUCCCUCUCUAUACAACUGAGCGUCGCCAUCGUCACACGUCUGCGCACUCGAUGUCGAGGACAACUCAUAGUUGGGGGACAUUAAUCAUCUCGUUGGAUAAAAAUAAAGUAUUCUAAACAGAGGUGGAAGAGGAGAACGAAAUACGUAAACAUUCGUUAAAUCUGUUUUAUAUGCUUAUUGUUGGUUAGAUUAUUAUUUUUGGAAACGAGCUAUAAAAUGACAUCGACGUUUGAUUUAAUGCAAGAUGGAUCAUCUAAGACCGCAUCAAGGAAAUACUGGAUUAUAGCUAUAAUAAUUGGUGUGUUAGCUUUUAUAAUAGGAAUAUUAAUAGGUAAAUACGCGGCUUGUGAUACGUCGUCUGAUGCGGUCAUUCCAGAGAAAGAUGGUGUAUUUCUUCCCGGAGUUCCGGAUGCUAUCAUCAAAGAAGCUGAUCUGUCAUUCAGAGAUUUGUUAUUAACCAGUAUCGAUAGUAAGAACAUCGAAACAUAUCUAAGGACUCUAACAGAGAAACCUCAUAUAGCUGGUUCACCAGAAGAUGAAGACACAGUUAAUUAUAUAAAAAAGUUCUGGGAGAAUGUUGGUUUUGAUGAUGUACAGACAGCAACUUACGAUAUAUUGUUAUCUUAUCCAGAUAAAAACAAUCCUAACAUGAUAGAAUUACUUAAUGAAAAUAAUGAAAUUGUUUAUCAAACACCUAUAGAAGAAGAUAUUCUUACUCCAGGCAAAAAUAAUACAGAGGGUAUUCCCCCUUUUAACGCCUACUCUCCUAAAGGAAUUGUUACAGGUCAGUUAGUUUAUGUUAAUUAUGGUAGAGUAGAAGAUUAUAUACAUCUAGAUUCUGUUGGUGUUAAUGUAUCAGGCUGUGUAGCCAUAGCAAGAUACGGUAAAAUCUUUAGAGGAAGCAAGGUCGACAUAGCCCAGAAGCAUGGUGUUAUAGGAUUAAUCCUAUAUUCUGACCCGGCAGAUUAUGCUGUACCAGGUGAAGGAGUUUAUCCUGAUGCAUGGUGGUUACCUGGUUCAGGUGCCCAGAGAGGAACCAUUUUUACUGGUGAUGGUGACCCAUUGACACCAGGAUAUCCAGCUAUAAGUACAGCAUACCGAUAUGAAGAAGACAAAGUUGAACCACCACUUCCUAAAAUACCAGCACAUCCUAUUGGUUAUACAGUGGCUGAACAAUUACUCGUGAAUUUAGGUGGGGCUGCUGUGACAGAUAAAUGGAAAGGGGACAUAAAUAUUACUUAUAGAUAUGGGCCAGGAUUUCUCAAUGACAAUUGGAAAGUAAGAAUGAAUAUAUCCACGCAACGUGCCCGUCGUAAUUCUUCUAAUGUAAUUGGUAUUAUAAAAGGCGCUGUCGAACCAGAUAGAUAUGUCAUAUUUGGUAAUCAUCGUGAUGCCUGGGUGUAUGGGGCUAUAGACCCUUCCAGUGGUACAGCUGUUAUGAUGGAAACUGCCAGAGCAAUGGCUGCUUUGGUUAAAUCAGGUAAAUGGCGACCACGUCGAACUAUUUUAUUCUGUAGUUGGGGUGCGGAAGAAUAUGGACUUAUAGGAUCCACUGAAUGGGUUGAGGAAUAUAUCAAGAAUUUAAAAGAAAGGACAAUAGCUUAUAUAAAUGUAGAUAUAUCAGUUGAAGGAACACAUUCUCUUCGGACACGAUCUGUUCCUUUAUUAUACAGAGCUGUCUAUGACGCCGCUAAACUGGUUGAGAACCCUAAUGCUACAGAGAUAGCCGCAGGAAGAAAAACAGUUUACGACACAUGGUUAUUAAACAGACCCUGGAAAAUAAAUGGUGAAAUGUAUGGAUCACCCGAGCUGAAGGCAAUGGGUUCUGGUAGUGAUUAUGCACCAAUGAUACAGAGAGCUGGGAUAUCAACUGUAGAUUUCACGUAUACUUAUAAUGAACAUGGAUAUAAUGUGUCUGGCUACCCACUCUACCAUUCUCAAUAUGAGACAUUUUAUGCGGUUAAGAACCUGGUUGAUCCAGACUUUAAGUAUCAUCAAGCAGUUUCUCGGGUUAGUGCUGAAAUGGCAAGAAAUUUAGCCGACUCAUUAAUACUUCCACUAAACGUGUCAGAUUAUGCCUGGAAUAUGGAAAACCUCAGAGUAUCUCUAGAUUCAGAAUAUGGGGCUUAUUUAAAGGGGAACAUCAGUAAUUAUGAUGAUUUACAGAUGGUCAUUAAGGAAUUGGGUGCAGAGGCGUCCAAAUUUCAAGAAAGAGUGAAAACAAUCAACAAAAAUGAUCCAUUAUUAACCAGAAUGGUGAAUGAUCAGCUAAUGUUAUUUGAGAGAACUUUCUUAGAUCCAGCUGGAUUACCUGGGAGGCAUCUGACAAAGCAUAUGAUAAUGGCGCAAAGUAGUACUGAUUCCUAUUCCGGAAGUAGUUUUCCUGGACUAGUUGAUUUGCUGUUCGAAAUCGAUAAAGCAACCGACCCUAAUGCAAGAUGGGACCAAAUCAGACAACAUUUCUCUGUUAUUUUAUUCACUAUCCAAUCAGCGGCGUCAACUCUUCGUGACGUAACGUUAUUCCAUUCCAUUACAAAAUAAAAUACAUGGCGUUAUACCUUAAAAUGCCUGCGUUUUAUCAUCCAGCCGUUGCUAUUAUAUUUGUUAAUAUAAUCCAUAUGUCAAUUGUAUUUACCCGUUUUUAUAGGUCAGAUGUAUGCAUAUUAGAAUUGUACUAUAUGAAUAUUAAAUAAAUUGGAAAAGUGUU
This is a messenger RNA of Patella vulgata (common limpet), 2890 nucleotides long. Its product is annotated as putative N-acetylated-alpha-linked acidic dipeptidase. Lineage: Eukaryota; Metazoa; Mollusca; Gastropoda; Patellidae. Gene Ontology annotation, molecular function: carboxypeptidase activity. The coding region runs from base 400 to 2724 and encodes 774 amino acids. The record is from RefSeq and is a predicted model, not a curated record. The transcript has 18 exons.